Messenger RNA from Salarias fasciatus (jewelled blenny), 4570 nucleotides. RefSeq names its product regulator of microtubule dynamics protein 3-like. Lineage: Eukaryota; Metazoa; Chordata; Actinopteri; Blenniiformes; Blenniidae. Gene Ontology annotation, molecular function: microtubule binding. The record is from RefSeq and is a predicted model, not a curated record. The coding region runs from base 2547 to 4067 and encodes 506 amino acids. Gene Ontology annotation, cellular component: mitochondrion; cytoplasm; mitotic spindle pole. The transcript has 12 exons.
CCCCUCCAACAGAAAACAAGCAACCCGCCGCUCGGGCGCUCCUCCUUAUAAAUUAAACAGAAAACGCCGCACAACGUGGGAAGUCAAGACUGGCCGGCGGCCGUUAAUUACUCACGCCAGUACAAUCCUCAGUCCACUGAUCCUCGUAGCUCCUCCUCACCAGUCCGGUAGCUCCGUGGUGAAAAGACAGAUUAAUCCAGUAGAUCCCACAAAAGAACACCAAGUUAUAUUCCACACUGGUGCAGAUCCAACCUGGCAAACACUCUACGGCCUCGCUCCUCCGGCAGGUUAUUUGCUCAGGAUGGUGUGUGACAUCACUCCCCUCCCGCCGCAGGUGCACUGUCUUCCUUAAACCCAGAUACCAAUGUCCAGGUGACAGCGCCCAUGUGUUUUUUCCAACCCAAACCAAGCCCCAGAUUAAACAUCCCCAGCGAACCAAGUUUUAAAUAUUAGAAUGACAGCACAGGAACACAUUUUAUCACCCCUGCUGGGUGAAACAUGUAGGGACCUCCGUGGUCGUUACAGUAUGGCAACACCAACAAACUCAGGCUCCCCUUCCACUCAGUCAGGGAGGAGUUUAUUGUAACACGGGCACAGGAACACCUGCAGUACUCUAGAUCCAGAGAUGCCAAAGUGUCCGGGGCAGAGAUUGUCGUGAGGACAGGGAGAAAGUGGAGGGCAUCCGAUGCGGUCGAGCAAGCAGAGUCAUGGCUAAAGCACAAGGCUAUCUUGGGGUCAGUGGCACAUGGCAGGGCUGGACUUGGGAGCCAACCAGUGAGUCGUUUCAACUGUGCCAGUGGAAGAGAGAGGCAGAGGUUGGUGCAGGAAGAGGUGCGAGCCACAGUCAAGUAAGAGUGAACCAGCAUAGCAGUGGCCAUGCGAAAGCAGGGUGCCUGGAUGAAGUGGGAGCAGGCGAUGGAGCGAAGACUCACCUGGAAGAACCUCUGGCAGUGGAAUGCUCAGAGGAUCAAGUUCUUGAUCCAGGGGUUAUAUGAUGUCCUCUCAAGCCCAUCCAACCUCCACACAUGGGGCAAAAUAGAGACAUCUGCAUGCCCCCUGUGUUCCAAAACAGGCACGCUGGAACACAUCCUGAGCAGCUGCUCCAAGGCGCUGAGCGAGGGUCAGUAUCGAUGGAGGCAUGACCAGGUCCUCAAAUCCAUCGCGGAGGCAAUUAACAAGGGGAUCAAGGACAGCAGAUAAACCCAAGCUACAGCCAAUACCAUCUGCUUUUUCAGGGAAGGACAGAGACUGGAGAGAGUACCUAAGGACUGCUCGGCGGGUUUGCUCUCCACGGCCCGAGACUGGGGGAUGACAGUUGACCUAGAGAGGCAGCUGAAGAUUCCACCACAAAUCACCCAGUCCAAAUUGAGACCAGAUAUCAUCUUGAUCUCAGCCACAAAACAACUCUUCCUCCUGGAACUUACGGUUCCAUGAGAGGAGAGAAUGGAGGAGGCCCAGGAAAGAAAGAGGGAGAAGUACCAGGAGUUGGUGGAGGACUGUCGGAGGAACGGGUGGAAGACCAGGUGUAUGCCAGUGGAGGCAGGCUGUCGGGGGUUUGCGAGCUACUCCCUGAGCAAAGCCUACAGUGGUUGUAGUGGGGGUAGCAUGCCACUUGGACACAGGCUGAGAAUUGAUCACCUCGGUCGGGUCGCCUAGAGGAGGGUGUCUGUUGCAAGACCCGAAACACCCGAUGAAUCUACAAUACAACACUGGUGAUGUGUCCAAGUCUGAGCAUCAGUAAAUGUAUUGUUAACCGAAAUGUGAAAAUUUACAAAGCCCAAUCAUACACAAAAAAAUUAAAUAUAAUUUAAAUAUAAAUGUAGGACAGCUAUAAUUAAGUAACAUAUAUAAAUUAACAGACACAAUGAAAUAUAAUUUAAAUGUAAAUUUAGGACAGAUAUAAUUAAAUAACAGAUAUAAACUAACAGAUAUCAGUUAAGUAUAAUUUACAUAUAAAUCUAAGAGAAGCAUAAUUAAAUAAAUUAUUAAAUGAAAAACAGAUAUACACUAACAGAUAUAAAUUAUAUAUAAUUUAAAUACAAAAUUAAGUAAAACGUUGAUAUUUAAUGCAGGUGUCAAAGAAGCUCCCCAGAAUGGCAGGUUUUGAUUGUGUGUUGAUUGCUUUUAUAUCUUAUUUAAUAUUUUUGUGGAGAAGACACGCAGCUUCCGGUGUCUUUAUUUUGUAGGUUCUGACCGGAAGUAGUGUGGUUUUCCCGGGGCUUGGCACGCGGUGCUGAUGCAGUGACGUCGCGGUAGCAUCCCAGCUGUUAGCCGCUCCGGCGGAUGGAGCGGAGCUCGUGAGUUUUACCUUCUCGUUCUAUCAUUUCGUCGUUUUACCGGCGCCGGGCGGCGCGAGCAGCCUGCUGAGUGAAGCCGAGAGAAGCUUCUGGAGCCGGACUCGCGUCCUUAUCUCCGGGGCCGGACGGCUGAACGCGGGCCAGCCGAGCCAUCUGACGGCUGAUAACCGCCCCACCAGCGGCCGGGCGGGGGGCAUGUGAGGGCGGCCCGGGCCUCGGACUGACGCCGCGCCGCUCCGCGGGGGAGACAUGAACGCGCCGCUCGGGAGGAGGGGCCUCGUCGGGCUGGCGGUGGGACUGGGAGCCGCGGCCGGCCUGAGCUUCAUCACGUUCAUCAUUUACCGGGCGGUCAGCCGGAGGAGACGCCUGCGGCUGGCCGGGACAGAGGCCGCGAGGCCGGCCGGGGAGGGGACCCCGCGUCCCGCCGCGCUCCGGAGGCUGGAGGCGGCGGACGGAGCGGCGCUCCUCCGCGACGUGCUGGACGCUCAGGAGGGCGAGGCCCAGGCCCAGGCUCUGGCCGCGGUGGAGGCGGCGGUGCAGGGUCUGUCCCCGGAGCACCAGCUGGAGCUCCGGAACCAGCUGGACCAGGUCCUGAGCUGCGUGUCCUCGCUGCGCUCCGAGGUGGCCGAGCUGAGGGGAGGCCUGCAGGACAUCGCCCUGCAGAUCAUCCAGGACGUGAAGAAGGGGGUGGAGGACAGCCAGCGGCUGCGCCGGCGCCGUCACGUCCUCCACAGGGAGCGCACCGACUCCACCAGCUCCAGCUCCAUCUACUUCACGGCCAGCCAGGGAGCCGCCAGCGCGUACGAGGAGACCAGCGAGGGGGGAUACUCCACGGCCUACGCGGAGUCGGACUACACGGAUCGAGAGACGGACAGAGAGGAGGGAGAGCAGGAGAACGAGCAGGAUUCUGACGAGGAGGAGGACCAGAGCUGUGCGACCGUCGUCACGCUGCGUCUGGGAGAGGAGGAGGAGGAGGAGGAGGAGGAGCGAGGCCUGGAGGAUCAGGAGGAGGAGCAGGGAUAUGAAGAAGCCAAGCCGCCGCGGAGCCCGGGUCCCAGCGGGGAGCUGGCCCUGCUGCUGGCUCAGAGCGACGUCCUCCACACUGGAGACGCCAGCUUAAAGGCGGAAGGCUACCGGCUGCUGCUGGAGAACAGGGAGGAGUACGGGGAGAGCAGGGAGUUCCUGUGGCGGCUGGCUCGAGCCUACAGAGACAUGUACGAGUGUGCAGAGGGACCCCAGGACAAGGUCAUGUACGGACAGCUAGGUCGAGAGGAGGCGGAGAAGGCCCUGCAGAAGAACGGUUUGACUGCAGAGUGUCACAAAUGGUUCGCGCUGGCGACCGGCCUGACCACGCAGCACGAGAGCUUACACGGCAAAAUGAAGAGCACCAAAAUCCUGAAGGAGCACCUGGACCGAGCCCUGGCCCUCCGAGACGACGACCCGGUGGUCUUCUACCUGCUGGGCCGCUGGUGCUACGUGGUCGCCACCAUGGACUGGCUGGAGAGGAUGGGGGCCAGCACCGUCUACCAGAGCCCCCCCAGCGCCACGCUGCACGACGCCCUGCGCAACUUCCACAAGGCCGAGGAGCUCAGCCCCGGGUUCUGCAGGAAGCUCCGCCUCUACAUCGCCAAGUGCUACAAGGAGCUGGACGACCAGUACGAGAGCUCUCGCUGGACCGAGCUGGCUCUGAGGACCAGCAGCAGCACGGAGGAUGACGAAGAGACUCUGGAGCUGCUGACUCAGCUUCGGCCCUCGGAGAAGAAGCCGUGACCACGUCCUGCAGAACCACGCUUCCUGGUUCCCUCGUAGCGUUCUGAGUGCCGUCUGUGGUGUUUAACCUGUGUUUGAGAUCAUUACCUGAACUGAGGAACCUUCACUUCAAUUAACUUUAUUCAUAUCAGCACCGGAUACAGCAGUCGUUUCAGGGCCGGUCCAGGGGCCGGUCCAGGGGUCAAUCCAGGGGUCAGUCCAGGGCCCGGUCCAGCUGGCUCACACACCGUUUCCGGAGCUUCAACAGCACAAGUUGUUUAGAAGCUGCGGAGUUCCGCCUCAGAUGUCCUUCAGUGUUUGUUUUGUGAAGACACUCGAUUACCGUAGCUGUAGUGAGUCACCGAUGGAUUGAUUUGAUUUGAGCUGUGAAGACUUUGAUAUUUAUUGACCUGCUCUGUGAUCCUUUUCUAACUUCAGUUUGUGUUUUUGGUUCAUUUUGCAGUGAAGCAGAAGUGAGAUAUCACAUAUACGUAUUUAAUAUUUUUCUUAAUAAAAUCUUUGCU